Molecule: messenger RNA, 3285 nt
Organism: Candida tropicalis MYA-3404
Lineage: Eukaryota; Fungi; Ascomycota; Pichiomycetes; Serinales; Debaryomycetaceae
Exons: 1
Coding region: 1-3285 (1094 amino acids)
Source: RefSeq, a predicted model, not a curated record
AUGAGAUCAUUUAUCAAGUCACACAGGAAGAAUGAUUCAAGUAUAUCUAAUGCACCCUCGGAAGCAUUACUACUAAACCCUAGUAAUAACAAUACUACCACUACUACUACCAUCCCAAUUACUACUAACAACAAUAAUAUAACCAGUCAUGUUGUUAGUAAUACUCGGCCUGGUUCCAACACCAACAGUUUUAAUUCUGCAUCUGAUGAUUAUCAGCCACCUACAUCGUAUAGUAAUCGGUCAUCAACUACUCCCAUACCAUCACCAAAAAUGCAACAACAUCCACAAUUUACUCCUCCGCAAACAGGCCAAUCUAGUAUUAGUUCUCCGAAAAAAUUAUUAACUCCUAUUAAAAACUUGUUCACUUCAUCAUCGCAUUCUAAAUCAUCUUUAACCACACCAACUUCUGGUGAAAGUUUGAUUGUAAUGGGUGGAUCCCCAAAAAAUAAAUUCAGAAAACAUGUUCGAAGUCGAAGUCAUAUUUCCAUAUCUAAUGAUUUAAGUAAAUUACCCGAAGAUAAACCUAAAAAUAGUUUAUUCGAUAAUAAGACGUAUCAAAAACUUACUCCUUUUGAACAUGAAGUCAAAUCAUCAAAAUCAAAAUCAACGACUUCUUUAAUUUCAUUAUCUGAAAAUACUUCAAAACCAGUUAGACGUAGUUCAAUAACAUUAUUUAUGGGUCAUAAAUCUACAAAGAGAGAAAAACCUCCUCAUUUGAGAUCAAGACAUAUAACUUCACUUCCGUUACCAAAUGCAUCAAAUGAUUUAAAUGUGGAAUUGGGUCCACCAAUCGCACUUUCACAUAGUCCAUCAUUUAAUACCAGUAAUCCAUCAAUAGCUGAAAGUGAAAGUAAAUUCCACACAAAACAAGUUGCAUUUGAUUCAAUGACGGAAUCUAAAAUAAAAGAUCAAACAGAAACCCAAAAACUAGAAAAAGUUGCUAAUUUUGCUGCAGAAAAAGAAGAAGAAGAAGAAGAAGAAGUUGAUGAUGACGAUGAUGAAUAUGAUUCUUCUUCUUCUCAAUUCUCAUUUGUUCAGGAUAUGAAAGGAGGUAGAAAUACAUCUGUGAAAUAUUACAAGACAAAAGAUUAUAAAAGAAAAUCAUCACCAGAAGCUGGAUUACUGAAUACUUUUAAUGAAUAUGAUUUAGGAUAUGAUGUUGAUGAGUUUUCCGAUUAUGAUUAUGAAAACAAUGGUGCCGAUAUCGGCGACGACGAUGAUGAUGCAGCAGCUAUUGCUGAUGACGAAUAUUGUGGAUAUGAAGAAGAAGACGAUGUACAGUAUAAUAAGUUUUAUGACGAUGAUAUCGAAGAUGAUCCACCAGCAAUGAGUAUACAGAGUGAGGAAGACAAUGAAGCUGAGGAAUAUGAUGAUAUGAACCCAUCAUUAGUUACUAAUAAUGAAGAGAAUACUCCACAUGGUCUUGGUGCACCAUUAUUUGCUGACAAUUCAUCACAAUCUAGAAAUCCAUUCAAUCGUUCAUUCCAUUUAUCAAUUAUGGGACCCAAAUGUGAUACACCAAAGGAUAGUCCUGCUAAAUCUAAUUUUGAAGAGGAUAUUUUGGAGAAUUACCUUGAUAUUAGUGAACUGCCAUCUAUUACGAACUCACAGGAGAAUCUUGCUGAUUUUGAAGACCCAAGUGCUAAUGGUAAUUUUGAAUUAUUUGCUUUGAAUAGUCCUAUUAUUAAUGGUUUAACUAUUGGUAAUAACUUGCGUCAUCGUGCUGGGCGUCAUCGUGAUUUUACUAAUACAAAUAGAUUGAUUAUUCAUCGUAAACCAAUUGAAUUUUAUGAUGAUUCAGUAAACCAUUCGGGAUUUACAUUGAAUGAGAAUGAUGGUUUCACGAAAUACAUACAUUCAUUUCAUGGUUCCUUUGAAGAUGGAAUUAAUAAAACUAUCCAUGAGAAGGUUAAAGGGUUUGAAGAAUUUUGGGACAAUCGCAAAAAUCUUAAACCAAACAGCAAUAAUUUGGGAUUAGGUAUCAUUGAUAGUGUCUCUGGUAGCAGUACUCAAUUUGAACAACCAGGUUUAGAUAAGCGAACAAGUAAUUCCACAAGUAAUUCAUCACAUAGUAAACUAACUACUAGUGAUGUGGCAAGCAAUACAACGACAGGUAGUUCAAUUCCUGUUAAAGCACCAAUAGUUUCCAAAGCAAAUAAUCCAAUAAGACAAUCAGUGAGUGAUAUGAUGGCUGUAUUGGGAAGUUUGGAAAUGUCAAAUACAACCGAACCACAAGAUCCCGUAUCAAAAGAUACAUCCAAAGCAAGAGAUUCAGUUGUUAAUAUGAUGGGAGUAUUGGAAAACUUGGAGAGUAAUCUUAAAGAAGAACCUAAACCAACUGAGAAAUCAACAAAUCAACUAAGAAAUUCAAUAAUUGGUAUGAUGGAUGUAUUGGCUAAUUUGGAAAAUGUUGAAGAACCAAAGGUAGAUUUGAAAACAGAGAAAGUAAAAGAAGACAAAACCAACUUGCGAAACUCUGUAAUUGGAAUGAUGGAUCUUUUAGCAAACUUGGAACAACAAACAGAUGAAAAGCGAGAUCAACAGCAGAAUAGGAAAUCAGUAGUUGAUAUGUUGUCCACUUUAUCUGCAUUACAAGGUAAUAACGAUAAAGUUGAUAAGUUAGAAACACUUGAAGAACCGAAACGUAAAGCAUCAUUUAAAAGAUAUUCCUGGUUUAAUAGUCAAGAAAAUUUAUCAACUCCAACUAAAGAUAAACCUCCUACUGUUAAAGAAUAUGAUCCUACUGAUGAUAAUGAUAAAUAUAAUACUUCCUUGGAUCAAGAAUUAUUAGAUGAAAUUAAUCAAAUACCAGAUGAUUUUGAUUUUGAUGAAGCACAACAACAACAACAACAACAACUGAUUCCACUACUGCAAUUUCCAAGUAGAAGUCAAUCCCGUGAACGUAGUGGGUUUUAUCGUUCAAAUUCAUAUAAUAGAAAACCUAAAAAAACAGUUGUUUCAAAUCAACUAUUAUCAAAUAAAAUAGAAACAUUGAGUAAAACAGUUACAUUUUAUAAUAGUGGGACUUCAUCACCUGCUUCUUCAUUAGCUUCAAGAAGUAGAAGUUUAAGCAGAGGACCAUCUACAAGAUCAAUGAAUUCAUUUGCUUCAGUUAAUGAAGAAGAAGAGGAAGAAGAAGAAGAGAAUGAGUUUGAUGAUGAUUUAAUUGAUGAUGAAUUAUUAAAUGAAAUUAAUGAUGAUUUAUCAUAUGAUGGAUAUAAAUCAAAUGAUUUAGGUACGAUUAAUGAAAGUUUUGAUAAUCAAACAUAUUCAUAUAGGAAUUGA